Messenger RNA from Closterium sp. NIES-67, 1229 nucleotides. The record is from the annotation of a GenBank genome assembly. NCBI's taxonomy places the organism in Eukaryota, Viridiplantae, Streptophyta, Zygnematophyceae, Desmidiales, Closteriaceae.
AUUCAAAGUUCAUGAGCUUGCGUUACAAUUGCGGCGGUUACAAAGUGAAGUUGUGGGGUGACUCUAUAUGGAGUUGGGACCUUUGGGGUUGGGGAAAUUUGUCACUCACUGUAACAGCUGCAAAUUGGUUGGGAACAACCAAGCUAGAUUCUUGAACUUUGAUUGAACUCUUGAGAUUGAGUUAAGUUCUCCUCCUACAGCUUACCCCCUAGUGCGUCGAAAGCCAUAGCGUCGCGAAUACUUCAUCAAUCAACGUGAUUCAAAUUGGGAACGGUAGCUGAGAUCAAGAGCUACAACAUAUCCAAGUUUCGCGACAUUCCAACGGCUAGUGUUUUGUCGACGUCGUUUCUUGUGAAGACGACUUUUCUGUCCAGAAUUUCGGAUUUAUAUUUUGAGUAAUUCUAGCUCCUAAGUUCACCUAGACUCUGUCCUUAAUCCUAACAAGUGGUAUCAGAGCGAUAUUAAGGACAUUGAGAGGAGUCUACAGAAGUGUGAAGACCCUUCUAGACCCACCAUGGCCUGUGGGUGUGCCUAAGUGGUGUUCUAAAGGUUGGAUGUGUCUUCCGCUAAGGGGAAACUCUGCCGAAAUUUCGUGGACGCCGACACUUGUGAAAAUAUCGAGGGAGCUGAGUGUGGACAGCAAAGGGGGGCUGAAAUUCGCUUGUGGCACGGGGGUUUCAGCAGACAAAGGGAAGGACUAUGAUGAGGUGUUUGCUCCUGUGGGGAAAGGAACAACACUGAGGGUGCUGUUAGCGAUAGCUGCACUCCUGGGAUGGAAGAUUCGGCAGAUGGACAUUGUGACUGCCUUUCUGAAUGGGAUCAUUAUGGAGGAGGUGUACAUGAAGCAGCCAGAGGGGCUGGAUGACGGGAGCGGCAGGGUCUGCAGGCUGAAGAAGGCCAUCUAUGGCCUUAAGCAGGCGCCUCAUUCUUGAACUUUGAUUGAACUCUUGAGAUUGAGUUAAGUUCUCCUCCUACAGCUUACCCCCUAGUGCGUCGAAAGCCAUAGCGUCGCGAAUACUUCAUCAAUCAACGUGAUUCAAAUUGGGAACGGUAGCUGAGAUCAAGAGCUACAACAUAUCCAAGUUUCGCGACAUUCCAACGGCUAGUGUUUUGUCGACGUCGUUUCUUGUGAAGACGACUUUUCUGUCCAGAAUUUCGGAUUUAUAUUUUGAGUAAUUCUAGCUCCUAAGUUCACCUAGACUCUGUCCUUAAUCCUAACAGGGCAACGC